AUGUCCACCCCAAGCGACCUUCAGGCUCUCUUCGCGAGCAUGAAGCAGCCGCGCCCUGCGCAAUCUCAAGAAGCUCAGGCCGCAGCUUAUCCUCCACCGGGAUAUCGGGCAGGCAACCCGCAAUCCGAUGGACAGAGAUUCGGUAUGCAGUCGCAAGGAUAUCCUUUCCCUCAUGGCUAUCAUCAUCCAUCUGUCUCCUCGCCUGUCUACACUCCUGGUUCCGUGAGUACGCCUCCACACCAUGCCUCAGACAUCCUCAGUCCGAACGUGCCAACUCCACGCCCGGACCAACAACCGCAGCAGCAACGAACAGCUAGCGCCGACCAGGCCAUGAGCCUCCUCAAUCUUCUCAAGUUCAGCCAAAAUAAACCAAGCUCACCACAGCCUUCAGCCGCUGUUGGUUCGUCGCCGUCUCUUUCAGCAACUCACCACGAAGGUGGUGCCUCCGAAACCCAACCCUCUCAUUCACGGACUAUCUCAGCAUCGGACCUUGUUGCUUCAUUCAUGGCCAAACCUGGUCCUCCCUCUACCCAUCCUCCUGCCCCAGGUCCGUCUGCUGCGCCACCUGCUAGCACAGCCGCAGAAACACAGGAUAUGCUCAUGCGUCUUUUGAACCGCUCUCAGGCUAAGGUUGAAGAGGGUAGUCGUGCCUCUCAAGAGUAUGAGACCACGACGACAUUCGGAAACGCAAGCCAAGCUACUGGUCAGCAAUCCAUGCAUGUUUUUGGCUCCGCCGACAAGGAAACCUCCAGCUUUGAAGCCCCAAAGAAGGCUAGUAUCUUCACUUAUGUCAAUCCUUUUGAACAAUUGGCCGCCGCCUCACCUCGUCGGACCCCACAACCCAAGACCCGUAGCGACACCCCCGCAACAGAGGCUUCCGCUCAUCGUCAAACCGAUACUAGUGCCGUUCCGGAAGAGCAUGUCAAACGUGCAUCGCUGGGAACAGCCCGGAAGACGAGUACUACUGCUGAUGAGAAGCCUUCGGACGAAAAGGAAACGGUUUCCAAGGCGGUCGAUCAACUCGCUGGACAACUAGAUCGAGAGGUGGAGGAUGCUUUGAGCCGAGUCAAUUUCGGAGAGGCAGUACCGAGACCCAAAGCGGAGGAGGCUGUUGAAGAAUUUGUGAAUGCGGUAGUGGAAGAGCUUCCAAACACCGCAGCUGAAGUGAAGAAAGAGUUUGAGAAGCAAGAAAAGACCGGUACAAUUGAUGAAACCAUUCCUGCAGAAUAUGUUUCGACUGUUAAAGAAGUGGUUGACGAAGCUGCUGAAGGCAAACUACUCAAAAACCUUGCCGCAGAUGAGAAGCUUGCAGACAGCUGGGAAAGUGCCGAAGACGGUGCGGACAAAACUGACCAGCGCAUUGUUCGUGUUUUCAACUUCCCUCUGCGACCAUUCAUCUCAAUUAGUCUCAAGCCGCAUACGGGCAAACUCCCUGCGGUCCGUGAUGAUGGUAUCAUGGAUGUUGCACGUCUUAAAAAAGAAUUUGAUCAGCUCGACCGCUGCUUGACCUCGGCAACUGCUCAAUAUAUUGUUUAUGCUCUAGCAAAGAAUGGUGGACUACGUAUCAUCCGUCAAGACGAUGGUCGCGACAAGCAGGUAUUCCGAUUCGCUCGGGACCGCCUUUUCAAUGUCGCACUGAGCAACUCUGCAGCAAACAGCACCAGUGCCACCAAAGAUCAAGCCAUCAUUGCGAUUGGCGUUAGUGGGACCGUGUAUUGGGCACCAGUCUUCCAAGGAGAUAAUGACUUGUUUGAAAUGGACGCACUGGAAAGUGAAUGUCUCGUUUUCCCUCCAUACCCUGCCUCUGACGAGAACACAUCUGGUGGGCAGCUGAAAACGCGCGCUAAACCCAGCUCUCGUCAUCCGGAAUUCUUCGGUAUUGGUCGCGGGAAAAACAUCUACAUUGUCUCUCCUCAAUAUGCGGCCCAUCCUAGCUAUGGAGUAUCUGGGUCGCAACGUACUGUUGAUACUGAAAAGUUCUUCAAAGAGCGUGCGAUGAAGAUCUCCACGGGUAAAGCAGGCAAGGACUUUACCUUUAGUGAGGAUGAUACUGUUGUAGCGUCUCUCGACAAGACUGGUCGGUUGCGAUUCUGGGAUAUCCAAGAAGUUGGUCAGACCAUGGACGGUUCGCAGCCACCUGAAGUCCGUGUGCCUCUGACUACGUUUGUCACCGGCUCGCCAAAUGAGAAGUCGUGGCCCACCUCUGUUCAAUUUAUUGAUAAAUUGCGCCCAUUCGUGAAAGCCGUUGCUCUUCGUUAUGUUCUCGUUGGGCUUAAGCAGAAUCACACACUUCAGCUCUGGGAUAUUGGGCUUGGAAAGGCAGUCCAGGAAGUCAACUUCCCACAUGAGAAUGAGUCCGAUGCUAUCUGUAGCGUUGCCUAUCAUCCUUCGUCUGGCAUCAUUGUUGUCGGCCACCCUACAAGGAAUUCUAUUUAUUUCCUUCAUUUAUCUGCACCGAAAUACAACUUGCAUCCUAUGUCUCAAGCAGAUUAUAUCAAACGCGUCACGGAGAAGGAUACUUCUUUGCCUAAGCCUGAGUCUACAGCCUGCUUGAGUGGCAUUCGUGAAAUCUCCUUUGCUUGCAAAGGCCAAUUGAGAAGUUUAGAUAUCCUCCCUCUCAGCAAAUCGAUGGGUGCACAACGUGCUUCGGAGGAAGAGGCUGGACUUUUUGAAAUCUAUGCUAUGUAUUCACGCGGCGUUACUUGUCUGAAUAUCAGGAAAGAAGACCUCGGCUGGACUCCAGAUAACAAGAUCAUCGAGCCAAUUGAUGCACUGAGUGAGGGCUAUAUCGAAGUCAAGGAUCUACUAUCGUUCCCUACUUAUAUUAUUGAUGAGCCUUCUGUGAAUGGAGAUUCAGUUACUAGCAGUGCACAGAAGCCAUCGGCCAAGGACGGCGCUAGGAAGGCAUCCGAUCUUGCUGUUGACGCUAUAUCACAUGCGGCUGCUUCUAGAACUACAUCGCCAGUCAAACCCUUGGGUAAAUUGUCGGCUGACGAACAGUCAGAGGUGACUAGUGGCACUGACAAAAAGAAGAAAAGAAAGGACAAAGCCAAGGAUGUUAGCAAACCAUCUGGAGCGCAUGAUCUGUCCAAAUACUUCACUCCGGCCAGGUCUACUCAGCAGGAAGAAGAAACUCCAAUUGGAGGACAGACCUUGGUUACGGACACAAAAGCUCAGACAGAACCUACUACAGGCUUGGCUAUUCCUAGUGAACUAAUCAAAGAUGUUCAGAGAGGCGUCUCAGCAGAGGUUGUCAAGGAGUUCAACCGCGAGUUCGAUGGUCUUCAGAAACGUCUUGAUGAGGAGCGUCGAGCUUGGGAUGCAGCAUCAGCCAGCAAGACUGAUCAAAUCCUUCGACUUGUGUCUAGUACCCUUGCUGACAAUGUCGAGAAGAGUCUAUCUCGCAUUAUCACUCAAAGUAUCGAAACCCAAGUUUUGCCUGCCAUUGUCAACUCUGCAUCCCUGGCAGUGGGUAAGCAGUUAGAGGGGGUAAUUUCCACGCAUUUCAGUCAAAACUUCCCACGUGAAUUAAGUCAGCGUCUACCAAGUUCCCUGACUCGUGCUGUCAAGCAACCAGAAGUGCUGCACUCAAUCUCGGAAGCAAUCGCCAAUUCUAGCACUUCUCGUAUGGAGGGAGAAGUAGCGAAAUUGGUGCAGAAUGUCAUCGCUCCUUCAAUCCAGGCGGCUAUAACUCGUCAAUCGGAAACUGUUGCACGAGAGUUUGAGCAGCAGUUUAAGGCUCAGUCGAAACACUACGAAACGCACCGCAAGCAUGACUCUGACAAGAUCGACCAAUUGAUUUCUGCGGUCCAAAGCUUGAAAGAGACUAUUGAUGUUAUGGCGACGUCUCAAGCUGCUCUGCAGGGCGAGGUUGCGGCAUUGCAGAAGCAGUUGGGAUCACGACGCGAGACCGUUUCUCCUCAACCUGUUCCUAUUCCUCAGCCUCCAGCACCUUCACAACCUACUGCGGAGGAGAUGGAAUUAACUGAUAUUACUCGUUUGGUUUCGGAAGGGAACCUCGAGGAGGCGUCUGUUAGAUGGUUGCAAUCAUCGCAGCAGGCCGAUCUCUUCGACAACUUUUUCGUCCGUCUGAACCCAGCCUACCUGGCUACAGUAUCGCCUAUUGUGUCGCUAUCUGUGGGAGUUGCAGUGACUACAGCUCUCUCGACGAAUGUGCAAGAGCGUUUAGCCUGGCUUGAAUAUUCUCUUCGAACCGUGGAUCUAGGUGAUUCUGAUAUCCGCGAAGUUGCACCCCAGAUCAUGAAUAUUUUCAUCCAGCGCCUCGAUGGACUUUACAGGGCUGUGGUAGAUGCGAAUCCGCAUGAUCCUCUUCUCCGCAAGAUUCCACCAUUGGUUCGUCGUGCUCGGGAACUCCGCGGUGUUUGAUAGAUGCUGGCGAUUCCCUGAUUUGCUUUUGUGGUUGUGUAUUUUCUACGUUGGUUUGUUCUCGCAUUUUUAAAAUCCUAU
Talaromyces stipitatus ATCC 10500 is the source of this 4467-nucleotide messenger RNA. RefSeq lists its product as uncharacterized. Gene Ontology annotation, biological process: deadenylation-independent decapping of nuclear-transcribed mRNA. The record is from RefSeq and is a predicted model, not a curated record. NCBI's taxonomy places the organism in Eukaryota, Fungi, Ascomycota, Eurotiomycetes, Eurotiales, Trichocomaceae. Bases 1 to 4386 code for a protein of 1461 amino acids. Gene Ontology annotation, molecular function: protein binding. Gene Ontology annotation, cellular component: P-body. The transcript is spliced from 3 exons.